AUGGCGUCCGCGGGGUCGAACACGAUCAAGGUCGUCGCUAGGUUCCGUCCCCAGAACAAAGUCGAAUUGGCCUCUGGGGGUAAGCCCAUCGUCGAAUUCGAGAAUGAGGAAUCAUGUCGCAUCCAGUCCCAAGAGGGCUCUGGUUCCUUCACGUUCGAUCGCGUUUUCCCCAUGGACACGGCGCAAAACGAUAUCUUUGACUUCUCUAUCCGACCAACCGUGGACGAUAUUUUGAAUGGAUAUAACGGAACCGUUUUCGCCUACGGUCAGACCGGUGCCGGAAAGUCGUAUACAAUGAUGGGUUCCGACAUCGAUGAUGAGAUUGGGAAGGGUAUUAUUCCUCGAAUGAUUGAACAAAUCUUCGCCAGCAUCCUGACAAGCCCGAGCAACAUCGAGUACACGGUACGAGUCAGUUAUAUGGAAAUUUACAUGGAGCGAAUUCGCGAUUUGCUGGUACCCCAAAACGAUAACCUGCCCGUUCACGAAGAGAAAGCCCGCGGAGUAUACGUCAAAGGAUUGCUCGAAGUCUAUGUAUCCAGCGUGCAAGAGGUUUACGAAGUUAUGCGCAGAGGAGGAGCAGCACGCGCCGUCGCUGCAACCAACAUGAAUCAAGAAUCGUCACGCUCCCACUCCAUCUUCGUCAUUACCGUUACUCAGAAGAACGUCGAAACUGGAUCUGCCAAGAGCGGUCAAUUAUUUUUGGUUGAUUUAGCUGGUAGUGAAAAGGUUGGAAAGACUGGCGCAAGCGGUCAAACCCUGGAGGAGGCAAAGAAAAUCAACAAGAGUUUGAGUGCGCUUGGAAUGGUCAUCAAUGCUUUGACGGAUGGCAAAUCGACACAUGUUCCUUAUCGUGACUCGAAGCUCACUCGGAUUCUUCAAGAAUCCCUGGGUGGUAACUCGCGAACGACUUUGAUCAUCAACUGUUCGCCCAGCAGCUACAACGAUGCGGAAACAAUCUCCACCCUGCGAUUCGGUGUACGCGCCAAGGCCAUUAAGAACAAGGCCAAGGUCAACGCAGAGCUGAGUCCUGGGGAGAUGAAGCAAUUAUUGCGCAAGGCGCAGGGUCAAAUGACGAAUUUCGAGAACUACAUUUCUGCACUAGAAGGAGAAAUCGACAUGUGGCGUCGCGGUGAUAGCGUCCCCCAGGACAAAUGGACUCCCUCGCUAGGACACGAGAUCGUUAGCGCUGCGAAGACUGAAGCCCGUGCUCGACGACCAGGCACUCCCUCGCGUCUACAGGAAACUGCUCGUUCAGAAACUCCCCGCCCAGAUUCGCGGGUUGGUGAUCGGUCCAGCACUCCCAGCCUGGUGCUGGAAAAAGAUGAGCGCGAGGAAUUCUUGCGCCGCGAGAACGAGUUUCAAGACCAAAUUUCGGAAAGAGAGUCCCACAUUGUCAACAUUGAACGCAGCCUCCGUGAGGCACGCGAUGAGCUGAAGUCUAUGAAGGAUAACGGCGCACGAGCAGGCAAGGAUAAUGAGCGCCUGGGUACAGAGGUCAAUGAGCUUCGUAUGCAACUUGAGAAAGUCUCGUACGAGAGCAAGGAGGCGGCUAUCACCAUGGAUGGUCUUCGCGAGGCUAACUCGGAACUCACGAGCGAGCUCGAUGAGGUUAAGCAGCAGCUUUUGGAUGUCCGAAUGAGGGCCAAGGAGACAAAUGCUGCGCUUGACGAGAAAGAAAAGAAGAAGACAGAGAAGAUGGCUAAAAUGAUGGCUGGAUUCGACCUCGGCGGCGACGUAUUCUCGGACAACGAGCGCAAACUACAAGAUUUGAUCCAACGCGUCGACGCUCUCCACCAAAUCAGCGCCGAGGGUGAAGUCAUUGCACCGGACGAUAUUCUUGAACUCCGCGCGAAUCUUCUCGAGACGCAAGGCUUCAUCCGACAAGCCGAGCUGACUGUUAACGACCGCAGCGACUUCGGCGAGCUGCAGGACAGCCGCCGUGCGGACUUGGAAAAGAAACUAGAUAGCCUUCAGCGAGAGUAUGAGGAGCUCCUCACCCGAAACCUGGGCGAGAGUGAUGUGGAGGAGAUCCGAGAACGUCUAGAGAAGGUUUAUGUGACAAAGAAAGAGGCUGAAAAUGCGGCAUCCGACGAUCUUCGCUCCGACAUCUCCCGCAAGGAUGAGGAGUUGACCAAAUUGCGACAAUCCCUGGUUGACACUCAAUCCCGAACGUCCACCAAUGGCGCCGCUAGCAAGACCUUGCAGCAGCAGAUCACCGAGUUCGAUGCCAUGAAGAAGUCUCUCAUGCGCGACCUGCAGAACCGCUGCGAGCGUGUAGUUGAACUGGAGAUCUCUUUGGAUGAUGCGCGGGAGCAGUAUAACAAUGUCCUUCGAUCAUCAAACAACCGCGCUCAACAAAAGAAGAUGGCCUUCUUGGAGCGCAACCUCGAGCAAUUGACACAUGUACAGCGUCAGCUCGUGGAACAAAACAGCAGCUUGAAGAAGGAGGUUGCAAUUGCCGAGCGUAAGCUCAUCGCAAGAAAUGAGCGCAUUGCCAGUUUGGAAGCCUUGCUCCAGGAGAGCCAAGAGAAACUCACUCAGGCCAACCACCGAUUCGAGGCUCAACUCACUGCUGUGAAAGAGCGCCUGGAAGCUGCAAAACAAGGCUCAACUCGCGGCUUACCGAGUAUGGAUGGGAAUGCGAGCUUUAGUUUUGGGGGGUCGCGUAUCGCGAAGCCCUUACGAGGGGGCGGUGACGGCCCGUCGCCGGCGAAUGCGAACGUGGCGGGCGUACAGUCACAAGAAGCCACCGGCAAGCGAAGCAGUUGGUUCUUCGACCGUCGAUAA
Messenger RNA from Penicillium soppii, 2787 nucleotides. Its product is annotated as putative kinesin family protein (KinA). The record is from RefSeq and is a predicted model, not a curated record. The transcript has 5 exons. Bases 1 to 2787 code for a protein of 928 amino acids. NCBI's taxonomy places the organism in Eukaryota, Fungi, Ascomycota, Eurotiomycetes, Eurotiales, Aspergillaceae. Gene Ontology annotation, molecular function: microtubule binding; ATP binding; microtubule motor activity. Gene Ontology annotation, biological process: microtubule-based movement.